Cucurbita pepo subsp. pepo (vegetable marrow) is the source of this 1335-nucleotide messenger RNA. RefSeq names its product chalcone synthase J-like. NCBI's taxonomy places the organism in Eukaryota, Viridiplantae, Streptophyta, Magnoliopsida, Cucurbitales, Cucurbitaceae. Gene Ontology annotation, biological process: polyketide biosynthetic process. The record is from RefSeq and is a predicted model, not a curated record. Gene Ontology annotation, molecular function: acyltransferase activity, transferring groups other than amino-acyl groups.
CUUCUCCCCAAAAGACUACUCGUCGCCGAGCUUCCAUCGGAGUUGGGUAGCGGCGGUGAAAGCAGUAAAGAAGAUGACAACCAUAGACAAGAUCUUAAAGGAUCAAAGAGCGGAAGGAGCUGCAACUGUAAUGGCUAUAGGAACCGCAGUUCCGUCGAACUGGGUUCAACAAACUACUUAUCCUGAUUACUAUUUUCGUAUAACCAACAACGAGCAUAAAACUGAGCUCAAACACAAAUUCAAGCGCAUUUGUGAAAAGUCGACAAUCCGGAAGCGACACAUGCUGUUAACAGAAGAGCUUCUAAAACAAAACCCAAAAAUCUGUGCACACGAAGCACCGUCUCUGGACUCCCGACAAGACAUUGCGGUGGUCGAAGUUCCAAAGCUCGGAAAACAAGCCGCCGUCAACGCCAUCAGGGAAUGGGGCCGCCCCACCGCCGACAUCACCCACUUGAUCUUCUGCACCAGCAGCGGCAUCGACAUGCCCGGCGCCGACUACCGUCUCACCAAGCUCCUCGGUCUCCGCCCCUCCGUCAAGCGCUUCAUGAUCUACCAACAGGGCUGCUUCGCCGGCGCCACCGUCCUCCGCCUCGUCAAAGACCUCGCCGAAAACAAUCGCGCCGCCCGUGUCCUCGCCGUCUGCUCCGAGAUCACCGCCGUUACCUUCCGUGGGCCGAGCGAUUCCCACCUCGACGGUCUCGUGGGCCAAGCCCUGUUCGGCGAUGGAGCCGCUGCGAUCAUUGUGGGCUCGGAUCCAGUACCUGGGCUUGAGAGGCCCAUAUUCGAAAUAAUCUCUGCGGCCCAAACUAUUUUGCCCGAUAGCGAUGGGGCCAUUGAUGGGCAUUUACGCGAAGUUGGGCUUACAUUUCACCUUCUCAAGGAUGUUCCUGGGCUUGUGUCCAAAAACAUUCGGAGGAUUCUUCUUGAGGCCUUUGGGCCUUUGGGCCUUUCUAAUUGGAACUCGAUUUUCUGGAUUGUGCAUCCUGGUGGGCCGGCCAUUUUGGACCAGAUUGAGAUGGAGUUGGGCCUUGGGCCCGAUAAGUUGCGUUCGUCGAGGCACGUGCUUAGGGAGUACGGAAACAUGUCGAGCGCGUGCGUGUUUUUUAUUUUGGAUGAGAUGAGGAAAAAGUCGAGCCAAAAUGGGCUCAAGACCACUGGCGAGGGACUUGAAUGGGGCGUGUUGUUUGGGUUUGGGCCUGGGCUUACUGUUGAAACUGUAGCCCUUCGUAGUGUGGCUAUUUAGAGGCCCAAUUCAUGGGCCCGUAUAAUUAAAUGGGCUAUUGCCAUGUGAGUUCAGGACUUCGAGUUUUAUUAUAAAUUACUAAUUUCAUAAUA